This is a messenger RNA of Pecten maximus, 2266 nucleotides long. RefSeq names its product tripartite motif-containing protein 2-like. Gene Ontology annotation, molecular function: ubiquitin-protein transferase activity. The coding region runs from base 269 to 2266 and encodes 665 amino acids. Gene Ontology annotation, cellular component: chromatin; nucleoplasm. The record is from RefSeq and is a predicted model, not a curated record. The transcript has 2 exons. Gene Ontology annotation, biological process: positive regulation of DNA-templated transcription. NCBI's taxonomy places the organism in Eukaryota, Metazoa, Mollusca, Bivalvia, Pectinida, Pectinidae.
AAUAGAUGUACGAUUUUAUUUGUAUUUAUUAUUUUUUCUGUUUUUUUCAUCCGCCCCAUCGGAUGUAAAUACGGUAAAUCAGAAUAAUAUCAAAGCGGAUAUCGCGUCCCGGCAAUCCGAUCGUAAUUUUAAAUUUCAGUAUCACGCGAGAUGAGCAUGACCUCGCGGAGGCGGUACUUCUAGUACUAUAGACCCUAUGCCCCUGUUGUAGAGCGUCGAGGACAAUAUAUCAAAAGACGAACACGACCAGGAUUGGAGUUCAAGUGUAAUGGCAGAAGGAGGUCCUCAGCCGACACCUCCAGACAAUCCGUCUGGGAACUCACAUCUUCUCGACUGUCCCAUUUGUCUGGAACAGUUACGGCAGCCGAAGUGUCUACCAUGUCACCAUUCCCUUUGUCAGGAAUGCUUGACCAGUUACAUCAUCAGCGAGGUGUCGGGGACAAGUGAUACGGCGGUGUCCUUCACCUGUCCGGUAUGUAGGAAACUAACCCACCCUUUGAACAAAUCAGAAGACAUGGAGAACUGGGCCAAGCACUUUCCGACCGACAUCGCUGUCAUCGAGAUGAUAGAGUUGAAAAACAGGUCAUCGGAACCACAUUACUGUAUGCCGUGCCAGAGGAAAGGGAACAUGAUGACGUCAGCAAAGUUCUGGUGUAAAACAACUCAAUCUUUAUUCUGUGAGUCAUGUAAGGUGGAUUUCCACGAUAUGAUUCACAUUAACUGUGAUGUUGUAGAUAUAACAGAGACGAAGAGUUUCCUUCUGAGCCAGUCAACAUCAGACAAGAUUUGUAACAAACACAAGGAAAAGAUGGAUUACUACUGUGAGGACCACAAAUCCAUCGGCUGUUGUAAAUGUAUAACAGUUGGCCACAGGAAAUGUGACGCUGUGGCCACGACAGAAGAAUACUGUGAGAAACUGACCAGUGGUCACUGGCUAGAGAUGAGGAAAUCACUACAAAAAGGGGAAAAGGAAAUGGAGUCACUGGUAAAGGACUUCCACAUACAACUCCAAACUAUUGCAGACGGCAAAGACACAGCAAUGAAAAACAUUGACAACCUACAGGAACAGAUCAUUAAUCGUAUUGAAGAGAUGAAAAAGGAAAUCACAGAUGACUUGAUAGCUAAGUAUAUAGAGGAGAGAGAAAAACUGAAGGUGUCCAGUCAGAAGUGUGAACGACUGAAGGUCGCUAUACAGAAUACACUAGAGUCGUCCACUACAGCCCAACAGAGGAAUGACCACAUGGACAUGAUCCUGUUGUACCAACGAGGUCAGGCGGAGGUCGAGUCGUGUAGGGAUUUACUGAGAGAGGUACAGACAUCACUUUCAUCCAUCAGUAUUGAGCAUGAAGCUGAUCUCCACAUGACAAGCCAAAGCCCAGCUUUGAGUUUUGGAAAAAUCAUUGUCCGAAAGCAGCUACAACAUAUUCCAGCUGAUACAAAUGCUUUCGCUAAACCUUUAUCUGAGCGUGAUGUCAAGGAGUUAAAAAAGAUUUACAUUAAAUGUCCAUCCGAUGAGUACGAUUGUUCUUCCCGUGGAGUUGUUUACCUACCAGAUGGACGAAUUGUGGUGGGAGAUGACGGAAACAAUAAAAUCAAGCUAAUCGACACAGAAGGAAAUGUUGUGGACGAGUUGAAGGUGAACGGAAGUCCCUAUGACAUGUGUAUGGUUGACAACACCACCGUGGCGGUCGCUAUGUACAGCGGUCCCAGACGUAUCUGUUUAGUAACAGUCGCACCCUCUAAACUUAUUCUGGCAUCUGAAAUAAAUAUCGACAUAGAAUGUUACGGUAUAGCGUACAGAAAUGGCGAAUUCGUCGUCAGUUCAGGACGCAAUGUGUUCACUGUGACUAAGGACAGUCCACGAGCGAUGACACGCCAGAUACAUGAAAGUUCUAGUACAGUAUAUGCAUUGUCAUAUGAUUUAAAUCAUGGAAAACUCUUUACCGCUCACUACACAAAUCGCACUGGCAGAGUGGUUGUUGGUAGACUGUCCUCAGACAACACAUACUCCAGUGCGUUGAAAGUUGGUGUUGUGAAGUACGCUGAUGGCGUGGACGUCGACAGGGAAGGUAACGUGUAUGUCUGUGGCCACAGUUCCAACAACGUGAUACAGAUGUCCGGGGAUGGAACAAACGUCCGGGAACUAUUAACGACAAAGGACGGUAUCGCUUGUCCUGAAGCCAUAUCCGUAUGUGGAGACAAACUUGUACUGACUAAUGUUUCUUCUACAAAGUAUAACUAUAUCACAGUGUAUCAACUUGUUUGA